AUGGAGGAGACGUUGGAUGAAUUCGAGACAGAUGAGAACCCAACCAACCAUCACGUGCUUGGCUCCUACCUACUCUGCCACGCCGCUACCUACCUACCUACCUCCUGCACCAACAGCGGUAUAAACAUCCAUCCAUCGACACCAGGCAAAGAUCCACCGACUAUCGAGACCAACAUGGGUGCCGAUAGCAAUCUCCGCGUCCUGGACGCCGGCGUGGUCAGGCCGUCCGACAUCAACCUCCCGGCGCACUCUCUCCCGUUCACCUUCUUCGACGUAAGAUGGCUCCGCCGGCCGCCCGUCCAGCGACUCUUCCUCUACCGUCUCGAACACCACCACCACCACACCGUCCAGCAGCUCAUCUUGGGCCUCAAGGCCUCCCUCUCCAAGGCCCUCACUCUCUUCUACCCGCUCGCUGGCCACGUCCGCUUUGCCCCCAACACCAACCGCUACGAGCUCUUCUACCAGCCCGGCGACGGCGUCGCCUUCACCGUCGCGGAGUGCGACACCGACGUCAACGACCUCGCCCGUUCCUCCGACGGCGAGCCCGUGCAGGUCGCCAGCCUCGCGCCUCUCGUGCCAACACUUCCAAACGGCCGCGCCGUGCUCGCCCUGCAGGCCACCGAGUUGCUUGGGGGGCGCGGCCUCGCGCUCGGCGUAACUGUGCACCACUCCGCUGGUGACGGCGCCAGCUCCACCCACUUCCUGCACACUUGGGCCGCCGUCUGCAACGGCGCGGUUGAAAUGCCUCCGCCACCCGUCAUCGACCGCACGCUCAUCGCUGAUCCUAUGGGCCUCUACGACAUCUAUUGCAAAGAAAUGCCCACUGACGACGGCGAGGUCGAGUUCGUGACCAGCAGCGUGUCCUCUCUCCCCGACGACCAGCUCGUCGCCACGUUCACACUGCCUCAGGAGCUCCUAAGUGGCAUCAAGGACACGCUUGCCCGAGAAGCGGCCAGGCUGCACGCUGCGCCCCCGCACAGAUGCUCGUCGAUGCUCGCGGCCUACAGCUUCAUCUGGUCAUGCUACUGCCGAGCCAAACAGGAACAGAACCAAACAAAAACUACUUAUUUCCUCUUCGCUGUGGAUCACCGGGCACGGCUGAAGCCGCCCGUCCCUGCCACAUACUUUGGAAACUGCAUCAACCCGGCCAUCGCCGCCGCGCGCCACGACGAACUCGCAGCAGCCGGAACGGGAGGCCUCUUCACGGCAUUCAUGGCGAUCGCGAGCGCGCUGGAGGAAGAGGUGGGGGAGCGUUCGCAGGAGAGGUGGGAUGGAUGCAUCGAGAGGGCGAGGGGGGCCAUGAAGGCCGGCGCGAUGUUCGUGGUGGGGUCGCCGAGGUUCCGCGUGUAUGACAUCAACUUCGGGUUCGGGAGGCCAGGGAAGGUUGUGGCAGUGUCCGCGGCGAAGACCGGCACGAUGCCGAUGGCAGAUGCGCCCAACGGCGUUGCCGGUGUCGAGGGAGAAGGCCCUGAAGCAGGGGUACUGGUCAAAGUUGAUGCGCGGCGGCUGGCCGGGAAGCGCUGUGAUCUUGUCGGCCGCCUUGGCGCCCACAGGUGGGAAAGGAAAUUGCGCCCGCAGGUGGCUGAAGCUGUUGGCGUCGGCCCAUGGGUCGGUCUCCUCGGGCACGUUUGCACCACUGGCCCUGUCAGCUUGUCUCUUCUUGGCUCUGGACUCGAUGAACCUCAUGAGCUGAUCCUCCUGCCAGGCAUCUGCGAGUGA
This is a messenger RNA of Triticum turgidum subsp. durum (durum wheat), 1719 nucleotides long. The record is from the annotation of a GenBank genome assembly. Lineage: Eukaryota; Viridiplantae; Streptophyta; Magnoliopsida; Poales; Poaceae.